UCGCCCCUUGUGGCUAGCGGCCACUGCCCUCCUGGCUGAAGAAGAAGAAGGAGGAGGAGGAGGCCGUGCGUGCUGUGCGUGCUAGCGUUUCAUUGUAGUGGUUCUGUCGUUCGAUUGUGGUUUCCGGAUACCACAGUGGAAGGAGAAUGGCAGAAACGCAACGAAAAGAUGAAGUUCACGAGCUUCAACCCGGAAGUUCAGAAGAUGCUGGACAAGUUCAGCAAGAGGCUUCAAGCAGGAAGGAUGUGUCGGGCAUUCGAGGACCACAAGGCUCUGAAGCUAUAGGGUGGCCUCAAAGUGCAGAAAGCGCACCAGGUCCAGGAGCACAAGGAUCGAAAGGAAUCGUAAUGGCUGAAGAGUCCCCAAGAACACCCAAGAUAGCAGGUGGACUACGACCACAAGGUACCGAAGAACCACGAGAGGCUUCAUGUGCCGAAAGGAUACAGAAUGCGCGAGGGUCACAAGAACUACAGGGCGCGGAGGAGCCACGACGGGACUUAAGUGCGCCUGGGGUGCCAGGAACAAAAGAGGCUGUGGGGUCACCGACGGGACUUGAGCUAGCACCGGCGCCGUCGGCUACUACUCUUAAUUCUGAUGUCGUGCCCAUAAAGACUUCGCCCCGCCCCGCCUUGGAGGAUGUUCCAUCUGUUACGGUGCCUGAGGUACGAGAACUGAGGUACGUCACUAUCUUUACAUCCGUGUUGAUCCUGGUGGCCGCCAUCUACGGUCUCCUAGUGGCCCUUGACCUGUUAAGCGCAUCAUUCAAGCUGAUUGGAGGCCGCACGGCGGGACGUGCUCUGUCAGAUUCCCAGCUCCUCAAGAACCCUAUCGUGGGUCUCAUGACCGGCGUCCUGGUGACUGUACUAAUACAGAGCUCAUCGUCUUCCACAUCACUUACGGUCUCUAUGGUUGGCUCUAACUUGCUCUCUGUGCGUCAUGCCGUUCCUAUCAUCAUGGGAGCCAAUGUGGGCACGUCCGUAACCAACACCAUGGUGUCUCUGAUGCACGUGAAGAGGCGAGACGAGUUUUGCCGGGGCUUUGCCGCAGCUACAGUUCAUGAUAUAUUCAACUGGCUCACAGUCAUCGUCAUCCUGCCGUGCGAAGUGGCUUUCCAUGUGUUGGAAGUCAUCUCGGCCAAGUUCUUGCUGCUCAUAGCAGACAAGGGUGGCGUGCAGAAGGCAGAAUUUUUGUCAGUCCUCACCAAGCCGCUGGUCAAGCUGAUCGUGCGGAUUGACAAGAAGACUCUUGAACUGAUCGCUUUGGGAGAUCCAGCAGCAAAUAACAGAACCAUCCUUUUGGAGUGCUGCAAGAAAAAUGGAACAGAGUGCUUACAGAAAUGCAUGUCCUUGUUCAAUCUGCUUGCCCUGGGCGACACUGCAACUGGAAUCCUGUGCUUUCUGCUCUCUGUAACGAGCAUCCUCCUCGCCUUCUACUUCAUAGUCAAGGUGCUGACGAAAUUGACGCGCUCGCCAUUGGUACGCGUCCUCACUCAGUUCAUCAACAAGGACUUCGCGUUUCCUAUGUCUAUGCUGGUGGGCUACCUGAGCAUCGCUCUCGGCUGUGGCAUCACUUUCAUCUUCCAGAGCAGUUCGGCCUUCACAUCCGCCCUGCUACCAUUCGCUGCCCUGGGCUUGCUGGACAUAACGAGGGUGUAUCCGCUCACGCUGGGCUCGAACGUCGGCACGACGGCAACGGGUUUGAUAGCCGCAAUGGCAGGGUCGCCAGUCCACCGGCAGGAUGCUAUUCAGAUAGCACUGUGUCACACUUUCUUCAACGUCAUCGGCAUCCUCAUAUUCUACCCUCUGCCAUGUCUCAGGGUUCCAAUCUUCCUGGCGAGGCGCAUGGGGAGCACGAGUGGACGUUACCGGUGGUUCGUGCUCCUCUACUUGUUGCUCAUGUUCCUCGUGUUCCCUAUCACGGUACUCCUCAUUUCUUUGCUCGGAGACGUCGUCCUGGUACUCACAAUGGUCACUGCCAUCUCGCUAUUUUGCCUGGUUCUACUCAUCAAUGUACUCCAGGACAAAUAUCCGUGGGUGCUUCCAUCAGUACUGCGCACGUGGGAUUUCCUUCCACUAUGGAUGCGAUCCCUCCGUCCAAUGGACAAAUUCUUCACCGCCCACUUGGAGAACGUCAAGUGCCUGCAGAUGUUUCUCAAUGAAUGCUCCUACAUAACCUGAGUCCUAUAGCUGCAACCCGAAGUAUCAUCAAUAGAAUCAAUUGAAUCGUAUCACCGUGUAUUCGUCAGUGAUACCAGCACCAGUUGUCCAUAUUCCACUAAUUGUUCCUGUAGUCCUAAGAAUAUACUGUGCCUUUGUUCGUG
This is a messenger RNA of Ornithodoros turicata, 2320 nucleotides long. RefSeq names its product sodium-dependent phosphate transport protein 2B-like. Gene Ontology annotation, molecular function: sodium:phosphate symporter activity. The transcript has 11 exons. Gene Ontology annotation, cellular component: membrane. Gene Ontology annotation, biological process: sodium-dependent phosphate transport. The record is from RefSeq and is a predicted model, not a curated record. NCBI's taxonomy places the organism in Eukaryota, Metazoa, Arthropoda, Arachnida, Ixodida, Argasidae. The coding region runs from base 147 to 2177 and encodes 676 amino acids.